GUGCUGAUUUUUAUUUCACUCAAGCAAAGCAAAACAUUAUCAUAGUACCAAUCUCUAAGCACUCGUAAGUCAAUCAACAACAAUGUCAUACCUUAACCGCCCCUAUGAAAGUAACUACUACGAGGCUGAGACGGAGGUCAUCCGUGAGGGUCCAUACGGAAGCUACUCAGCUGAGUACAGGGUCGAUGAAUAUGGAAACCGUGUACCUCAUCACAACCACCACCGUCACAACGGGGUGGGGGAGGUAGUCAGUGAGAUUGUGACUGAUGUCAUCUCUGGGGGCCGCCACCAUGGAAACCACAACCACUACAAUGGGCCAACUGAGAUCAUUGAGAGGAGGGAAGAGCGCAUUGUUGACAGUUCCUAUGACCCAUACAGGAGGAGCUACUGAUUAAUGACUGCUGCCUUCAAGAUCCAGAGAAGUUGACAGCAAGUAUGUAUUGGAAAAAUAAAACACCCCCCUUAGCCUCACGGCAUGACUAGUCGCUAGGGCUUGGUGUUGUGCUGUAACUUUUACUUUUUAUGAUGAUGUAUUCCUCUCAAGUUCUAAUAUAUGUUCCUUUUCCCUCUAGAAAAGGGAUUCUACGA
Messenger RNA from Spinacia oleracea (spinach), 588 nucleotides. RefSeq lists its product as uncharacterized. Lineage: Eukaryota; Viridiplantae; Streptophyta; Magnoliopsida; Caryophyllales; Amaranthaceae. The record is from RefSeq and is a predicted model, not a curated record. The transcript is spliced from 2 exons. Bases 83 to 391 code for a protein of 102 amino acids.